UCACGGAGGCGGACUCACCCCGCCGCCGCCUCUCGCGAGAAGAGGCGGGCUCCGCCGGCAGCGGCAUGGGGCUGUGCGGGCGGGGCUGGGCGCGCUGCGGGGGCCUGCGGCUCCUCGGGGGGCCGGGCCCCCUCUGGGCCCUAGCGCUGGGCCGGACCCUUCCCCGAACGGGCCCUACCGGCUGGUGUCCGCGGGGGGAGGCUCGGUACGGCCUCUGGGCUGCGGGCGGGCAGGCGGCGGCCCCACGAGGGGCCCGCGGGGUGCGGAGCUCCAACCCCUUCACCCGCAGGCAGGAGGAGGAAUGGCGGCGCCGGAACCGGUCGGCGCUGGCCUACAUCGCCGCCGCCGCCGUGGGCAUGGUGGGCAUGUCCUACGCGGCCGUGCCGCUCUAUCGCCUCUACUGCCAGGCGACGGGGCUGGGCGGGACGACGGGCGCGGGGCACAGCGCGGAGCAGAUCGAGAGGAUGGAGCCGGUGAGGGACCGCGUCAUCAGGGUCACCUUCAACGCGGACGUGCAUUCCAGCAUCCAGUGGAACUUCAAACCCCAGCAGAGCGAAAUCUACGUGGUACCAGGAGAGACUGCACUGGCUUUUUAUAAAGCGAAAAAUCCUACUGACAAACCAAUAAUUGGAAUCUCUACCUACAAUGUAAUACCCUUUGAAGCAGGACAGUAUUUCAAUAAAAUACAAUGUUUCUGUUUUGAAGAACAGCGGCUAAAUCCUCAAGAGGAAGUGGACAUGCCUGUCUUCUUCUACAUUGAUCCAGAAUUUGCAGAGGAUCCUAAAAUGGCUAAAGUUGAUUUGAUCACCCUCUCUUACACCUUUUUUGAAGCAAAGGAAGGACAGAAGUUACCACUUCCUGGGUAUCAGUAAUGGGCAAUCUCGAGACUAUUUGACUUUUGCUACCGGACUACCAGUUUUGAAACCAUUUUUCAACAGAAGGAAAACUGCAGGAAUACUGUGCCAUAUGAAAUUAUAUUAUUAAACCACAAUGGGUACAUGCUGCUGUUAUGAAAGGAUGUCUUUCUAUUUUUUUAAACAAAAAGUUACAUAGUUGUAAUAUUAUUUCUUAGGGAUAUUUUUUUCUUCAUCAGACAAUAGAAGGGAACACACUUCCUGGAAGAGAGGGUUUUCUCAAGCCAUCUUUUUAAAAGAUGGUACAUGUUAUCUAAAUACUGUGAGGCCAGUUUUUAAACCCAAAUGUAAAUUGAGAUCUUCAUUUAAAUACAGAGAACAGAUCAGUUUAUUAAGCAUCUAAAAUUGCAUUGCUGGCUCUGAAGAGUAACUUCUGUGUAAGUUACUAUAUAAAAGGGUAAAAACAGGUAAUCAGUUCAUGAAAUCUCAAAACUAAACAAAGUUAGACUGUAUUGCUGUGUAACCCUCCCACGGCACAGGAGGAUACGAUGAUUAAGAUGAUGCACCUUCUCGAAUUAUUACUGAAUCAGUAGUUCAUUUGGUAAGAGCGCACUGCUCUAAAACUGUUAUCAUUUGAAUGAGGAACAGUAAUUUAAAUGGAAGCACGUCAAAUCUGUGGGAUGGUUUCUAUUUAGAAAAACCACCUUCAAAUUUCCAUGUUGUGUUCAACUCAUUUAAAGUACCUGUAUUGCUAAUGACUGCUCUUUCACUCCGCAGAGGGCCGUACGCCACGCACCUCUACACAGAGACAAGCUUGGCUCAUGUAUGAAAUGCUUUGAAGGGAAAGGCAGUACAUAAACAACUGCUCUAUAUUGCAGGCUAAAUUAAUAGCAUAGGAGUCUCCUCAGAAAGCCAAAGGAAAUCAAGCCCAUUCAGAGGUUAAGUCUGACAAAGCCUGCCCAGCAGCACAGGGGUUGUUAGAGGCACUCUGGGUACUCAUUUACCACCAGAACACGUAAGCCUGUAUUUAUAUAACUUUUCAUCAUUAUCUGUGGGGUAGGGAUAAUAACACUUUAUCACAGCUUUGGAAAUGAGGAGCGAGUUGCAGAGCAAGUUUAAAUGAUCUGCUCAUUUUCAGACAGGAAUUAAUCCCAGCCCAGUUUCUCAUCUACCAGGCCAGUUCUUUCUACCCCUGUCAGCAGAUGAGAUCUAACAAAGACAACACAAAUAGGGUUCAUUUGUUUGGACUCUAAAAAGGUAGUAAGUAUAUCAGAAACAACUUCCAGUUACUUCAGUCUCAAUUAUGUUUGGAUGCAAUAAUUCAGAAAGUGUUUUUUUGAAAAUAAAUGGAUGCCACUUUUAAAAUGCAUUAUUUUACCAGUUCUGUGUGUUCUUUAAAUAGAUUCUGGAUGACAUUCAUGUCAGGUCUUCACUGUGGAUUUAUUAAAGUUUUAAAAUUUUUCAUUC
Molecule: messenger RNA, 2321 nt
Organism: Calidris pugnax (ruff)
Lineage: Eukaryota; Metazoa; Chordata; Aves; Charadriiformes; Scolopacidae
Product: cytochrome c oxidase assembly protein COX11, mitochondrial
Exons: 4
Coding region: 66-872 (268 amino acids)
Cellular component (GO): mitochondrial inner membrane
Molecular function (GO): copper ion binding
Source: RefSeq, a predicted model, not a curated record